AAACACAGACUCAACCAAAACUGAAGAAAUACAGAAGAGUCUAGAGAGAGAGAGAGAGAGAGAAGGAAACAGUCUUUCUCUUUCUUUUAAUCAAUUUCCUUUACAACCCUCUCUGUCUUCAACUGAUGAUCACUCACACUUUUUUUUCUUGAAUUGUAAACAUUUUUGUUUAUUUAUUCAAUUAUAUUUGUUCGUUCUUGUUGAGAGAGAGAGAUGGAUUUGUCGCAAAUCAAGAACGAUGGUACAAUGGAAGGUUGGUUGUACCUAAUUCGUUCGAAUCGGAUUGGAUUACAGUAUUCAAGAAAACGGUAUUUCGUUCUUGAUGAUCAUCAUCUCAAGAGCUUCAAGUCUGUACCGGAUUCUGAGAACCAGGAACCUGUUAAAAGUGCAAUUAUAGAUUCCUGCAUUCGCGUUACAGACAAUGGGAGAGAAAACAUCCACAGAAAAGUAUUCUUCAUAUUUACGCUUUAUAAUACUUCUAAUCAUCAUGAUCAACUUAAGCUAGGAGCAAGCAGUCCUGAAGAAGCAGCUAAAUGGAUUCAUUCAUUUCAGGAAGCCGCUUUAAAGGUUGCUCCAUAUCAAGGAGAUAAUCUUGUUGGAUACUCAAAUAGACCUUGGGAGUCUUUCAGAUUGAGCGGUUCCAGUAGGGCAAAUCGCAUUAGAUCUGUAGACUGGACUCUAUGUUCAACAACACAAAUGGAUCAAGUGACACCUGAUGUUAUCGCACCUUCACCUUGGACAAUCUUUGGUUGUCAGAAUGGUUUGCGGCUGUUUAAAGAAGCAAAAGAUAGGAAUUCUCAUGGGAAGUGGGAUGAUCAUCCUGCAAUAAUGGCUGUUGGGGUGGUGGAUGGAGCUUCAGAAGCCAUUUUCCAAACACUCAUUUCUCUUGGUCCCUCAAGAUCAGAAUGGGACUUCUGUUUCUACAAGGGUAGUGUCGUUGAACACCUUGAUGGUCAUACUGAUAUUAUACACAAGCAGUUAUAUGGUGAUUGGUUACCAUGGGGAAUGAAAAGAAGAGAUCUCUUGUUGCGGCGUUAUUGGAGAAGGGAAGAUGAUGGGACAUAUGUUAUACUCUACCAUUCCGUGUUUCAUAAGAAGUGUCCACCCCAGAAAGGCUAUGUUCGUGCCUGCCUUAAAAGUGGGGGUUAUGUUGUAUCUCCUGUGGACCAAGGGAAAAAAUCAGUUGUAAAGCACAUGCUUGCUAUUGAUUGGAAAUUCUGGAGAUCUUAUCUACAGCCAUCUUCAGCACGAUCUAUUACCAUCAGCAUGCUCGGAAGACUUGCUGCAUUACGAGAACUUUUUAGAGCAAAGCAAGGAAAUUAUUCUUCUGAUUUUUCAUCGGGAGAGUUAGCUAGAAAUGUUAGGUUGCUUCAUAUGGAAGAGGAUAGCACAGUUGGUGUUCGAACACUGACAGAAGAUGGGCAACCCAAGGAAAACAUAAGUGAAGAGAUGGAUGAACAUGCAAGCCUGGUUGGCUUAAAUGAUGCUGCUGAUGAGUUCUUUGAUGUUCCAGAACCAUCCGACUAUGACGAUAUAGAAAAUGGCUGGACUUCUGAUUUUGGUCCAGAAAUUUACUCUCAGGAUACACGUCAACCAAGAUUAUCAACAGCUGCAGGUUUUGUGAAAAAAUUGCAUGAUCUUGCAGUUCAGACGAGGGGCUAUAUGGACUUACAAGGGAUGUCAAGGGAAGACAGUAUGUCAUGCUGUUAUGGAACUACUCUUCAAAAGGAUCCAACUUGUACUAUGCCUUGCAGUUGGACAUCAACAGAUCCCUCUGCAUUUUUAAUUCGUGGAAAGAAUUACCUGCAAGACCGUCAAAAGGUGAAGGCGAAGGGCACCUUAAUGCAAAUGGUUGCUGCCGAUUGGCUGAAAUCGGACAAGCGUGAAGAUGAUCUUGGAGGCCGUCCAGGGGGAAUUGUUCAGAAAUAUGCGGAGCAGGGUGGUCCAGAGUUCUUUUUUAUUAUAAACAUACAGGUUCCUGGCUCAACCUCGUAUAGCCUGGCACUUUAUUAUAUGAUGAUUACUCCUGUCAAGGAUUCACCCUUGCUAGAAAGCUUUAUCAAGGGGGAUGAUACAUAUAGAAAUUCGAGGUUUAAGCUCAUACCAUACAUAUCUAAGGGUUCAUGGAUAGUUAAACAGAGUGUGGGAAAGAAAGCUUGCCUCAUUGGUCAAGCACUGGAAAUUAACUAUUUCCAUGGGAGGAACUACUUGGAGCUUGGGAUUGAUAUUGGAUCGUCCACAGUUGCAAGGGGUGUGGUUAGUCUUGUUCUUGGUUACCUCAACAAUCUUGUUAUUGAAAUGGCAUUUUUGAUACAGGGUAAUACCGAAGAGGAGCUCCCAGAAUUUCUUCUGGGGACAUGCCGCCUGAACCAUCUGGAUGCGACGAAAUCAGUUCUUGUAAAACCAUGAACGCCUCCCUUAUCUCAUAUCUUACUCUCUUUGAAAUGAGGAUGUGUGUAUCUGCCAUCAAAGUUACAGAAACUAUUCUUUGAUUCAAUGAAAAUUGAACCGGCAGCAUCUUCCGAUGCCAAUCUUUGUACAGAUAAUUUCUUAAAUAGUGCUGAAAAUGUUCCUAUUAGAUUACAAUCCAUUUAUCUAAUGAAAAUACUCAA
Messenger RNA from Pistacia vera, 2612 nucleotides. Its product is annotated as protein ENHANCED DISEASE RESISTANCE 2-like. The record is from RefSeq and is a predicted model, not a curated record. Gene Ontology annotation, molecular function: lipid binding. The coding region runs from base 214 to 2409 and encodes 731 amino acids. NCBI's taxonomy places the organism in Eukaryota, Viridiplantae, Streptophyta, Magnoliopsida, Sapindales, Anacardiaceae. The transcript is spliced from 21 exons.